This is a messenger RNA of Syzygium oleosum, 6058 nucleotides long. RefSeq names its product homeobox-DDT domain protein RLT1. Gene Ontology annotation, biological process: regulation of transcription by RNA polymerase II. The transcript is spliced from 18 exons. NCBI's taxonomy places the organism in Eukaryota, Viridiplantae, Streptophyta, Magnoliopsida, Myrtales, Myrtaceae. The record is from RefSeq and is a predicted model, not a curated record. Bases 555 to 5765 code for a protein of 1736 amino acids. Gene Ontology annotation, molecular function: DNA binding.
AGCGAAUCGAAAGCUUCCUGCCCAAUUGGCAAUGAACUCCGCGAAAGCAUUCGGGAAUCGCUAAAACCAAAACCAGAAAUUAUAAGGGGACGACUUUAAAAUCUUUUUUUUUUAUAAAAAAGAAAAAGAAAGGGUGGAAAAGAAAGUUGGAAUUAUGGAAUUCGGUGGAAUUAUUAGGACGAGCGAAGGAGAGGAGGACUGUUGUUGCUGUUGUUGUUGUUUUGAUCCUGAUCUUUGCCUUCCUUUUUCCCGUUUGUUGGUGUGCAUCGUCAUCGAAUCCAGAGAGGAAACUCCUCCUCAAUAUAUACACGCUCGAUUCCUUCGUUCGAGGAGGAGGAUGGUGGUGGUGAUGGGGGCGGGGCGGUGAUGAUGGGUCUCUUCCUUUGGCGUCGCGAUUGCUGCGGAUGAUGUUGUUUAGAUAAGAGGGGAUUUGGGUCUUGCUCGCUUUUGGGUGUUCUUGGGGAACCCUAGCGAAAGGGGCGGUUUUGGGGAGCUUGUUCGAUCGGUUCGGUCGCUAGGGUUCGUGGGUGCUUCGGUUUUUGUGUGCUCCGGCGAUGGAGGAGGGCGGAUCGGAUGGGGAGAAUCAGGGGAGGAGUCCCGGGAAGGCGGGGAAUUCUGGGGAGGGGCAGAGCAAGCCCAAGCGCCAGAUGAAGACGCCGUUCCAGCUGGAGACCCUGGAGAAAGCUUAUGCGAUGGAGAUGUAUCCGUCGGAGGCGAUUCGGGCCGAAUUGUCAGUGAAAUUGGGGCUUACCGAUCGGCAGUUGCAGAUGUGGUUCUGCCACAGGAGGCUAAAGGACAAGAACAACUCGUCGGAGAAGAAAUUGCGGAAAUCUGCAGCUGUUGUGGGGACGAAAGAAGGCAUUGAAGAUGGUCUGAUGGCUGCAGCUGAGCCAGGAAGUGAUUAUGGGUCGGGUUCGGGCUCUGGUUCGAGCCCGUACGCGAGUAGGGAGUUGCAGGGGAUGGUUCUGAGGAGAGACGGACAUGAUUCAGCUACUGGUAGGGGGUGUUAUGAGUCGCCAAGGACCAUAAUGGAGCUUAGAGCGAUAGCUUGUGUGGAGGCACAGUUAGGGGAGCCUCUGAGGGAGGAUGGACCUAUUCUUGGCAUGGAGUUUGAUCCCUUGCCUCCUGAUGCAUUUGGUGCUCCUCUAGUUGCAGAUGACGAGCAGAAAAGAUCUCUGAAUCCUUAUGAUGGCAAAGUGUAUGUUCGACGGGAUUCCAUGUCAAAUAAGGCUGCUUCGAGACUUCUCCACCAUGAGUAUCAGUUUCUGCAUGACCAGCCUAUAAGAUACCAGACACCUGGACGCGUUGCCCAAACUCACUAUCAUGAUGUCCCGGUGGAUGGCCCAACUACCAGAAUGUCAUCUAUUCAUGGAAGUGAGAAGCUGCCUAGUGUCGAUGGUGUCCGAGGUCACCGACUGCGAGUAUGCCGUGUCUCACAAGAAGAUAGAGAAGGAAACAGUGUUUUAUCCCCUCCAGGAGAUGAUCAUUCCCUUCAGCCGAGAGAAUCUUUUGCUAACAUUCGAAUGGAUGCUCAGCAAGGAAGCCACCCAUUUAUCGGUCUAGAAGAUUCUUCUACGCUGCCUGACGGGACAAUUUUGCAUGAUACUUCUGACCUGCAUGUUGAGAGAAAACGCAAGAAUGAAGAAGCCCGGAUCGCUAGGGAAGUUGAAGCUAAUGAAAACCGAAUUCGCAAAGCACUAGAGAAAGAAAACAUUUUGAGGAGAAAGAGUGAGGAACGAAUGAGGAAAGAGAUGGAAAGAUUUGAUCGUGAAAGAAGGAAAGAAGAAGAAAGGUUGAUGCGUGAACAGCAGAGAGAGGAGGAGAGAUUGCUACGUGAGCAAAGGCGAGAAAUAGAGCGACGGGAGAAGUAUUUGCAGAAAGAAUCUAUUAGGGCGGAGAAAAAGAGACAAAAAGAAGAGCUUCGUCGAGAAAAAGAAGCAGAGAGACGAAAAGCUGCGGUGGAGAAGGCCACUGCUCGCAGAAUUGCCAAGGAAUCCAUGGAGCUUAUGGAGGAUGAACAGCUGGAGCUGAUGGAAUUGGCCGCUGCAAGCAAGGGGUUGCCUUCAAUUGUUAACCUCGAUCAUGCCACUAUGCAGAACCUUGAGUUGUUCAGAGAUUCGUUGAGUGCCUUCCCUCCUCAGUCUGUGCAAUUAAAGAGACCAUUUGCAGUUCAACCAUGGACCAAUUCAGAGAACAUUGGGAAUCUUCUCAUGGCCUGGCGAUUUUUUCUUACUUUUGCAGAUGUACUUGGUCUAUGGCCCUUUACUCUUGAUGAGUUUGUUCAAGCUUUUCAUGACUAUGAUUCAAGAUUGUUGGGCGAACUACAUGUUGCUCUUUUGAAGUCAAUAAUUAAAGACAUCGAAGAUGUUGCGAGGACACCUGCUACUGGUUUGGGUAUGAAUCAAUAUAACACUGCCAAUCCUGAAGGGGGACAUCCACAGAUUGUUGAAGGGGCAUAUGCUUGGGGUUUCGAUAUACGCAAGUGGCAGAAGCAUUUGAAUCCAUUGACAUGGCCUGAAAUACUUAGGCAAUUGGCAUUAUCUGCUGGAUUUGGUCCACAAUUGAAGAAGAGAGCUGUUGCACGACGUUGCCGGCAAGAUAUUGAUGAGGUUAAAGGUUGUGAAGAAGUCAUAUCUACUUUACGCAGUGGUUCAGCAGCAGAGAAAGCGCUCACCGUCAUGCGAGAAAAAGGUUUGUUACUUCCUAGGAGAUCUAGGCACCGAUUGACACCCGGAACUGUCAAAUUUGCCGCUUUUCAUGUUCUCUCACUUGAAGGAAGCAAGGGGUUGACUGUAUUAGAACUGGCAGACAAGAUUCAGAAAUCUGGACUGCGAGAUCUCACUACAAGCAAGACACCAGAAGCUUCCAUUUCUGUUGCUUUGACUAGGGAUACUAAACUUUUUGAAAGAAUAGCUCCGUCAACCUAUCGUGUCAGAUCUGCUUAUAGGAAGGAUCCAGCUGAUGCUGAGUCAAUAUUGGCAGAAGCCAGAAAGAAAAUAAGAAUAUUCGAGAAUGGAAUUUUAGCUGGAGAAGAUGCUGAUGAAGUGGAAAGAGAGGAUGAAGGGGAAAGAGAUGAAGAAUUUGAAGGUGAUAUUGAUGAGGAUCCUGAAGUCGAUGAUUUAGCCACUACAUCAAGUGCUAACAAUGAUGUGGACCGUUGUGGUCAAGCGAAUGCAUGUCCAGAAAUUGGAAAGGAGAAUGUUUCUGGUGAUACAAAUUUACCAAAUGAGAUUGAAGGGGACAUAGAAUCUUGCACUGUGGCUGCUUCCAUGGAUGUGUGUCAUCCAAGCAUUGCCACUGAGCACCAUAAUGAUGCUGAGGAUUUUUGUGGUGGUAAAGAUGAUCAAGAAAGUGUAGAGAUUGAUGAAAGUAAGUCAGGUGACUCGUGGAUUCGUGGACUUACUGAAGGGGAAUAUUCUCAUCUCAGUGUUGAGGAGCGUCUGAAUGCUCUUGUUGCUUUAAUUGGUAUUGUGAAUGAGGGGAACUCGAUUCGUGCUGUUCUUGAGGACCGGCUGGAAGCAGCAACUGCUCUUAAAAAGCAAAUGUGGGUAGAGGCACAGUUGGAUAAGUCUCGCUUGAAGGAUGAGUUUACUGCUAAAGUGGAUUUCUUGUCCUUAUUGGGGAGCAAAAAUGAAUUUCAGCCUCCCAAUUCUGUGGUCGAUGGCAGCCAAAGCUCCUGGCUUCUAGCUGAUAAUAAAAACAAUGAUGUUUCUGCAGAGAACCAAAAAUCAUUGCAUGGUCCAGAAGGUCUCCAGAAUGACUCGAGCAGUGUUCCAACUGAAAGAUUCUCGGCUGUUCAGGAUUCUUCUGGAGGUCCAGAUAACUUCUCCAUGCAAUAUGGACAUGCUUCAAAAAGGUCACGCUCUCAAUUGAAGUCUUAUAUUGCUCAUAGAGCUGAAGAGAUAUAUGUAUACAGGUCCUUGCCUCUUGGUCAGGAUCGCAGGCGAAAUCGAUAUUGGUGGUUUGUUGCAUCCGCCUCGAAAAAUGAUCCUGGUUCAGGCAGGAUAUUUGUUGAGCUACAUGACAAUUCUUGGAGGCUUAUAGAUUCGGAAGAGGCUUUUGAUGCUCUUUUGAUGUCCUUAGAUACACGUGGGAUAAGGGAAUCCCAUUUGCGUCUAAUGCUGCUGGAAGUGGAUCCCCUAUUCAAGGAGAAUGUUAGAAGGAGCUCACAGGCCAAAUUCUUCUCAAGGGGUGGACUCCCUGUUAAAAACGAAGCAGCUGAAAUGGAUUCUAGUCCUGAUUGUCUUAAUGAUUUUGACAGUCCUAACAGUACAGUCUGUGCUUCAAACUCUGAUUCAUUCGAGACAUCAUCAUCGAUCAAAAUUGAGCUUGGUCGAAACGAAUUUGAGAAGAAGGCUGCAUUGAAGAGAUAUCAAGAUCUCCAGAAGUGGAUGUGGAAAGAGUGCCGCAUCUCAUCCUCAUUGUCCGGCGUAAAAGUCGGGAAGAAGAGGUGUGACCAGCUGUUAGGCAUCUGUGAUGGCUGCCUCAGCACGUACUUCUUUGAGGCCAUCCAUUGCCCAUCUUGCCACAGGACUUUUGGCAGCGAGUUCGACUUUUCACUUAAUCAUGUGGGGUGUGAAGAGAAAAGGAAGUUGGAACGUGGGUACAUCCAUAUUUUUGAUUAUUCUCUUCCCCUUGGAAUCAGAUUAAUCAAAGCGAUGUUAGCAUAUUUAGAGGUUCAUAUUCCAUCAGAAGCUAUUCAAUCGUUUUGGCUGGAAGACAUGGACUGCCGAAAGACUUGGGGUAUGAAGUUGAAUGCAUCAUCAUCCACUGAGGAACUUCUGCAGAUGGUAACUCUACUCGAGGGUGUUAUUAAGCGGGAGUAUCUAUCAGCGGACUUUGAGCUGUCAAAGGAAUUGCUGUGCUUGGUGAGAAAUGCUGGGGAUGAAUCAAAGAGCUCUGAAGCUGUUUCUGUUCUUCCAUGGAUUCCACAGACUACUGCCGCCGUGGCUUUGAGGCUUUUUGAGCUGGAUUCUUCUAUAACUUACGUAAAACAGGAAAAAUCUGAGCCUGGUGAUGAUAUGGCACUGAAGGAUUACAUAAAAGUUCCUGCGAAACCCUCGUUGCGCAAGCUCAAUGAGACCAAACUAUCAGAGGGAGAUCAAGAAGAACUACAGAUGAAAGUCCUUUCUGCUGAUGUCAUUAAAGGUCGCAAUAGUAGAAAACGUGGACUUGGGAGCCGUGAUCGAAGCAACAGUAGAAUGCAUCAGAGGAGACCUGGUGCAAAACCCUUUACCGGUAAACAGAAUUCUCUAAAUGUCGAGAGUUUAAAUCGGGGGUUUAAUCAACAGGGGCAAGGCUAUGGGCGGGGCCGCCGGACAUUGAGGAGGAGGAGGACGGAAAGCAUGGCUGUUCAGGGGAGGUUGCUUGGCAAUAUGGUGGAUACAGGGAGGCCAAAGAUAAUUGAGGACUCUACGGCAGUUGAGGAAUGGGGCGCUGAACAGAAAAGUCCAGUGCGCUUGGUGACAGCUGAUAACAGUAACAGCAUGGAAGAGGCAGAAUCUGAUGACAACGAAGUAGCGGCUUACGCAUUUGAUAGAGGAAAUUGGGAAGUAGGGUUAGGCGGUACUUCAAAUGGGUGGGGUAAAAUGGAGGUCAGUGACGAGGAUGUAGAUUCUUAUGACCAUAAUAAAGAUGUAGAAGAUGUCGCGGAUGAGGACUCCGAGGGUGAUGCGGAUUUAGGUGACGCUGACAAUAUGGCUUUAGACACAAUCCCGAAUGGCGAGAGUUUGGACUCAGCUGUAUCAGAAGAUUACAGUGAGUGAAGGAUAUCGAGGUCGGGUUUCAUAGCAGUACCAGUAUUAGGGCUAUUCAUGAGUUGGAUUAAAAUUUUGAUGGUGCAAUAUGUGUAGCAGCUAACUCUCUGCUAACUCCUGCCAAGAACAAUUCAAUGAGUUUCCCAGCAGAUUCAUCCGGGAAAAUAAAGUGUAGUCCAAUUAAUGAAAUGAGGUAUAUAGUUGUAUUUUUGUAUUAGGGUCAAUGAAGAGAUAGUGAUUGUUCACAUUGCUUCCCUACAGAUGAGCUAUUUAAUUAGAAAUUCUUUCAAAAUUGUGCUAAA